GCACACUGCACUCUUGGAUUACAAUCAUCCAUCACAGGAGGAGUACAGUUUGACUACAGAACAGCGCAAAGCCCCACAGAGCACAGCAGCAUGGGGAGCAGCAUGUCAUGUGUCCCCCAGCAUAACUUCAGAUUCUCCAGCAAGAGUUUUAUACGCAGAAACAGCAGUCGCCUAUUUCGCAAGAAGAAUCCCCAAGAGGGACAGGAGAAGUCCAACAGCAUCAUCAAUAUCCUGUGCACAGUCACCCCCAGGAAGGAAAUGUCUGCUAAAGAUCUGGAGUCAAUAGAGAACAUAAAAUGGGAUCCUCCAUUCCCCUAUGACCCGGCCAGUGGCUGGAAGAAGAGCAGUAUCAAUGUGAAGAAUUAUGGUCGGAUGAUUCAUAGCUCCAAAGUUCGUUUCCGUUUCGUCCAUUGCCAGGAUGUACACGAUUGCUACCUGGAUCUCUUCCAGACACACCUCCAUUUUGUGUCAAACAACACAAGCGGACUGACAUACCAGGGGACUCUUCCACUGAAAGAACUCACCAUCUGUAACCUGCAACAGAACUGCAACCACAGCCAACCCCAGGAAUUCGCCUUUCAAAUAAACGGUGUCAGCCUUAACCCCAUCAUCGUCUACUGUGCCAACCAAGAAGAAAUGGACCGAUGGUUUGGCUUACUUAAAGAAAAUAUUGAGGCGAAUGGAGGCACUGCAAUUGCACCUGAAAACUUCACCAGAGUGAAGCUAAACCAGCACAAGACACCUGAAGGCAGAGAGGAGCUGAGGAACUCCAUCAACAGAGAGCCCAUCUAUGAGUGGGAGGGCUCUCAGCGAGAUAGCCUGGGCCCCAUCACCUACGUCACUAAAGUCAGACUGCAGCACCUGCCCUGUCAGGAACAGAGUGACCGACUACUGGUGAUGUACCCAUCAACGCUGAUCAUCCUGUCAGAGGAGAACGAUGGGCUCUUCUAUAAGGGAAAACUUCCACUCAACAUGGUAACUGUGACCACACCCUGCCAAGACGUCAAGCCCAACACGUUUAUGAUUGAAGGGAAGCUGAUCAACCCCAUAGUGGUGUCCUGUCUGGAUAGGGCCGAGUUCUGCGACUGGAUCCAGCAUUUCAAAGCUGCUGACGUGCCCGUUCUCAGUCCCCCACCCCCUGUGUAUGACAUCAUCUACACCCCGACGCACAGAGAGGCUCCACAGUUUGACAGGUGGAGUGGAACAAGCCAAGGAUGCUCUGAAUCCUUAAAGCACAGCCAGUCACAGAGUUCACGUGGGUCCCACAACAUUCAGUUACCCGUUCAUGAAGACAACCCUAUCUCACCGGGAUAUUGUGAGCCCCUCUGUUACAGCUCUAGCCGUCCCUCCUCGACUGAGACUGCUCGACUGGGAAGCAGGACCAACAGCGUGUCUUCCCACACCAAGCCUGAGCGCGACCUACGACCUUUGUCACUACGCUACUCCUCCCCACAGCGCAGCUCCUACCUCCAGUCUGCAGAGAGCUCAGUGCUGUCUCAAAUCUACAGCACACCCUACUCUGCUCUGCAACGUGCCAGCCCGCAGCAACUGGAGAAAGCCCCACUUGUCAAGUCAAACAGCUGGAGCACACCUCAGACAACCCUGAACUACUCCCUGAAUGUCCCACAGCGCCACUCAGACAUGUGCGCCCCCCGCCAGCCCUUGUCUCCACUGUAUGAUGAACCCUGCAGCCCAGAAAUCUACUCCCUCGAUGAGGCCAGGCCAGUGCAGCAGAGCUGGCAAGAGCCCAUUCAUCAGCACCACCACCAGCAGGCCCCCCAGCUCCUACCAUCCUCCUUCCAGCUCCGCACACCUCCCUUGGGCAGGCGCUGCAGAAGAAGCCUAGUUCUAACCAACUCCCAGGGACACGCUUUAGGCCUGGAGAUGGAGGCUCCUCAAAGCAAAGCAGAGCAGAGAGCCGAGGCCGUGUCGAGGCUAAAGCUGCUGCCUGUGCCCGGCCAAAUGCAAGAGCAGAUACUCCUCCCAUCAAGUCCUGUGAUGAACACCUCUCAAAUGCCUUAUGGUUACUCCCCAGAUCACCACUCGUAUCUUGAACCCACAGAACCAGAUGACCAGGAAAUGGACUAUGACAACAUUUGGGAGUACGACUGUGAUACUGGAAUGAUUCAGCCAACGUCUGGAAUUUCGACACACUGGACAGGAUUAGACUUUGGGGCCAGAGGCCUUGGUGCCAUGGCAACCCAGCAGAGAUGGUCAUAAAACAAAACAAUAGCCCGGCACUCGUCUGGACGUGUGCAAACAACAGAUCUCUAUCAGAGGGAUAAUAAAAGCCAACUAACACAGCCUGUGUUGGUCCUGCUGCGUACAGUAUGAACCAACAAAUCCCAUGAACUGUGUUGUUACAUGUUGGCUAGUCGAGCAGAGGAAUGAUGAGUUCAGGUAUGAAGAGAAACAGGCUGAAAACAAAACAUUAUGAAAGUGAUCACAGACUUCAACUGUCUGUUUGAUAUGUAGCAUUUAUGAAAGGAGCAGAGUGUACAUACUUUGCAACUUUAAUGUUAUUUUGUAAAGUUUUAUAUAUUUGUGUGGUCAAAGGUGUAGUGAAAGAGUUUUUUUUUAUAUUUAAAAUAUUUUCUAAAACACUGUCCAGUUUACCUAUUGUUGUAGUUUUCUUUGUUUCUAUGUAAAGCUGUAAUAUGCAUUCCACCAGGGCUUGUUGUAGUAAAGGAUGUAUAUUUUUGUAAAUGUAUGUACAUUUAAUAUUUUAUUAUGCUACAUUGUAAAGGCAAAUAGAUGUGGCUUCAACUGACUGCCUUAAAGGUGCUAAUGUUACUAUUGCUACUGCAGAAUACUGAUACCUGUGUGGCUUCUUUUUUCAUAUUUGUUUGAGGUGUUUAUUUAUAUUUGAAAAUAAAACUGUAAAAGUA
Messenger RNA from Scomber japonicus (chub mackerel), 2888 nucleotides. It is a transcript of the gene plekhn1, whose product is annotated as pleckstrin homology domain containing, family N member 1. Gene Ontology annotation, biological process: response to hypoxia; 3'-UTR-mediated mRNA destabilization; positive regulation of apoptotic process. Gene Ontology annotation, cellular component: mitochondrial membrane; cytoskeleton. NCBI's taxonomy places the organism in Eukaryota, Metazoa, Chordata, Actinopteri, Scombriformes, Scombridae. The transcript is spliced from 16 exons. The coding region runs from base 91 to 2220 and encodes 709 amino acids. Gene Ontology annotation, molecular function: phosphatidylinositol phosphate binding; phosphatidic acid binding; cardiolipin binding. The record is from RefSeq and is a predicted model, not a curated record.